Messenger RNA from Salvia miltiorrhiza (redroot sage), 2133 nucleotides. RefSeq names its product beta-fructofuranosidase, insoluble isoenzyme CWINV1-like. The record is from RefSeq and is a predicted model, not a curated record. Bases 54 to 1796 code for a protein of 580 amino acids. Gene Ontology annotation, molecular function: hydrolase activity, hydrolyzing O-glycosyl compounds. Gene Ontology annotation, biological process: carbohydrate metabolic process. Lineage: Eukaryota; Viridiplantae; Streptophyta; Magnoliopsida; Lamiales; Lamiaceae. The transcript is spliced from 6 exons.
AUAUAUCAGUGUAAUCUGCGUGCAAUAUUUGAGCUCUAUUUGUGGGUUUAAAAAUGGAGAAAUAUGUGAUAUGGGUAGUGUUAUUGCAAGCUAUUUUGAUAGGUUAUGCCAUUAAAACUGGAUAUUUCGAAGAAAAUAGAAAUAUUAUUGAAGAAUUUGAUGAGGCGAAAGAGAAGCAGCCAUACAGAACUGGAUUCCAUUUUCAACCUCCCAAAAACUGGAUGAAUGAUCCAAAUGGACCAAUGUACUAUAAUGGAGUGUACCAUUUCUUCUAUCAGUAUAACCCAUAUGGUGCAACAUGGGGUAAUGGUAACCUUUCAUGGGCGCAUUCAGUUUCGUACAACCUCGUCGAUUGGACCCACAUCGAGCACGCACUCUCUCCGUCGGAACCGUACGACCUACGAGGUUGCUGGUCCGGCUCCGUCACAAUUCUCCCCGACAAUAACAUGCCCGUCAUUUUCUAUACGAGUAUCAGUGUUGAGGGCGAGGAGGUGCAAAAUCUUGCUAUGCCGAGAGACACCUCUGAUCCCUUUUUGAGGGAGUGGGUGAAAUCUCGGCAUAAUCCGUUGAUAAGGCCACCCUCGGACAUUGAUCCAAGAUCCUUUAGGGACCCCACGACCGCUUGGCAGAAGAUGGACAAGACGUGGUGUGUCCUGAUUGGGAGCCAACUUGGCAGUGACAGAGCUGGGAUUUUGUACACGAGUCGCGACUUUAUUAGCUGGAGCAGGGGCGAUAACCCCCUACACAUGUCGAAUAGGACAGGAAUGUGGGAGUGUCCUGAUUUUUACCCUGUUAGUGCUAGUGGUGGUGAUGGACUCGACACGUCCGCCAAUGGGGAAGAUGUGUUGCACGUCCUCAAGGCGAGCUUCAGUGGUCGCGACGAUUACGUCAUAGGAACUUAUGAUCCCAUGACGGAUGAAUUCAAUGUCGUCGGGGUUGAUUUCAUGGAUGAUCGUGUCCAAUUAAGGUAUGACUAUGGCAAUUUCUACGCGUCCAAAUCAUUCUACGAUGCGGCCAAGAAACGAAGGGUGUUGUGGUCGUGGGUGCUCGAGGGCGAUAGCGAAGCCAAUAGCAUCGCAAGGGGGUGGUACGGCUUACAAGCAUUGCCAAGAACUAUUUUGCUUCAUGAAGAUCAUACACAAUUGAUACAAUGGCCUAUUGAAGAGGUUGAAGGACUUCGUGAUGGAAAAGUUACAUUAGAUAUUAAAGAGAUUGAGAGUGGGACAAUGUUAGAAAUUGCGGGAAUCACGGCUUCACAGGCUGAUGUUGAAGUCUCAUUUCACGUUUCAAAUCUAGACGGAGUCGAGCUAAUCGAUGAAGGAUUGCUCGACCCCCAACUCAUUUGCACCCAAAACAAUGCAUCCGUGAACGGGGUCUUAGGACCGUUCGGUCUCUUAGUCUUGGCUUCAGAGGAUUUGACGGAACAAACUGCUAUCUUCUUUCGGAUUUUCAAGGGUCGUGGCAAGCACGUUGUGCUCAUGUGCAGCGAUCAAAGCAGAUCUUCACUAAAAACGCCAGUCAAAGACGCGAUUUAUGGUUCAUUCCUCGAUAUUGAUCCUAAUAAGGAAAUCUCCUUGAGAACAUUGAUCGAUCACUCGAUAAUCGAGAGUUUUGGCGGGAAGGGGAAGGCCUGCAUCACUGCAAGAGCAUAUCCAACGUUGGCCGUCUUCGAAAACUCCCACAUUUAUGUGUUCAACAACGGCGCCAAGAGCAUUGGUGUCUCGAGCCUUAGCGCUUGGAGCAUGAAGAAUGCUCAAUUCUCACAAGAAGGGAGCUCGUGGUUGGGCUUUGAAUAACUCGAUUCAAAAAAAGUGUUUGUAGGAUUCAAACUUGUUUUUUUUUUUUUUUUUGACUUGUGGGAGUUGGGGAGGGGGAGCAGUGGGAUUUGAACCCGAGACCUCACUGUUCAUAUACAGAAGGUCGCACCGCUUGAUGUCCCCUUAGAAACGGUAGGAUUCAAACUUAACAUCAUUUGAUUCACGAUCGAUGUCGUUCAUCUACCAAUUAGUGACCUAGCUUCUAUUGCACCUUUUUUUUGGGUAUACAAACUAAAUUAAUGGCAUCCAAUAACAUGUACUAGUAUAAUUUUUGUUACAUCUUAUUGCUUAUGGUUUUACUCUGUUGUAUGGUGUC